UGAGUGUACAGCAACAUGACUUCCCUUCCACCAUCGGCGGUGCUGGUACUAGCGUCAGCAGUCGAGUCUGCUGUCGCUGUAGCCCUCUUUCCACAACACCUUCCGGAGCACCCGCUUCUUUAUAUUUUCGUACGCCUGCUUGGCGUUCAGACGGUAGCAUAUGCCAUCUACUCGAUCUUUAUAUGGCCAUUCUUCCUCUCACCGUUGAGGCAUUUACCAGGCCCGAAGAGCCGGAACCCAAUCAUCGGCCAUGGCAUGACCAUGUUCGAAAAGCCAGCCGGCGCAAGCUUCUUGACGUGGCUAAAGACCAUCCCAAACGACGGCCUCAUUCAUUUCCGCGCGUUCCUCAAUGCCGAUCGCGUUCUGGUCGCCGACCCAAAAGCUCUGCAGGAGAUACUAGUCACGAAAGCGUACGAGUUUGAGAAGCCAGAACCCUUGCGCAACUUUCUUCGUUUCGUGCUGGGAGAUGGUUUGAUCAUUGUCGAGGGCGACAGUCACAAGUUCUUGCGCAAGAAUCUUAUGCCCGUCUUCAGCUUUCGGCAUAUCAAGGAAUUGUAUCCCAUCUUCUGGAGCAAGUCUACUCAAAUGAUCGAUGGGAUCGCUCAGCAGGUUAGGGAGUCUGCCGGACCUGGUGAAAGCAAGACUUCCGUUGUUGAAAUCAAUCACUGGGCUACCAAAGUCACUGUCGAUAUCAUCGGUCUGGCUGCAAUGGGUCGCGACUUCCAAGCCUUGAAGAACAGUGAUGAUCCUCUCAUUCAGGUCUACGAAGAACUCCUCGAGCCGACUAUGGAGAAACAGGUCUACUUCGUAUCGCAAAUCCUUGGACCCGCGAAGCUCAUUCGAAAGCUGCCCUUGAAGCUUAAUGAGCGUUCUGAGGUCAUCGUGAGGACACUGACGGACAUCUGCUUGAAGCUUGUGCGUGAAAAGAAGGAGUUGAUCAAGACCGAACCUGCCGACCACAAGGACAUUCUGUCUCUCUGCAUUCGCUCAAACAACUUCUCGGACGAACAGCUCGUCGACCAGCUUCUGACAUUCCUAGCAGCCGGCCACGAGACUACCUCCUCCGCUUUAACAUGGACCUGCUACUUGCUAGCCAAGCACCCCGAGAUCCAAACCGCUCUCCGAGAAGAGAUCCACAGAACCAUUCCAUCGCCAAACCAGCCACCUCCAUCCGACACAGAUCUUGCACAAAUCUUCGAGUCCGCACCACUCUUGAACGGCGUCUGCAAUGAAUCUAUCCGAUUAUACCCAACCGUCCCCAUCACCGUCCGCAUCAACCCAAAACCUACCACUCUGGCCGGACACGUUAUUCCCAAGAACACCCAAUUCCUCCUCUCACCCUGGGCCAUCAACCGCAAUCCCGCAUACUGGGGCGCAGACGCUGACGAGUUUACGCCGUAUCGCUGGAUCGAUACGGAUGAGAAAACUGGCGAGAAGCGGCCCAACAAUUCCGGUGGUGCGCCGAGCAAUUAUGCGAUUUUGACCUUCUUGCAUGGCCCACGAAGCUGUAUUGGACAGGGCUUUGCGAAGGCGGAGUUGAGAUGUUUGGUUGCUGCUAUUGUGGGCAGUUUUGAGAUGACGCUGGCGAAUCCCGAGGAGAAGGUCGUGCCGCAUGGUGUUGUUACUACGAAGCCGAAGAAUGGGAUGCAUUUGGUUUUGAAACCGCUUGGACCGUGGUAGAUGGAGAAUUUGCGGCUAUGAGUCUUGUUAGAUACCCAGGAAGCUUUUACUGUACAUCGGAAUUUUUCGCUUCGAAAUUUUUAGAGCAGUUCUUCAGAUCUAGAUAUACAUAUUUUCUACAGUGUCCAUGUCAUC
This is a messenger RNA of Pseudocercospora fijiensis CIRAD86, 1815 nucleotides long. RefSeq lists its product as uncharacterized. The record is from RefSeq and is a predicted model, not a curated record. The transcript is spliced from 2 exons. Lineage: Eukaryota; Fungi; Ascomycota; Dothideomycetes; Mycosphaerellales; Mycosphaerellaceae. Gene Ontology annotation, molecular function: oxidoreductase activity, acting on paired donors, with incorporation or reduction of molecular oxygen; monooxygenase activity; iron ion binding. The coding region runs from base 16 to 1680 and encodes 554 amino acids.